AUGGUGAGAGCCUUGGGAAACGGAGGCGGUCCCGGUCGGCAGCGCUGCUACGCGCGGCUGUUCUGCUUCAAGUCGUCACUAGCGCGCGAGAUCUUCCAAAAGCUCAGCAUCGUCGAGGGGUUCAAGUCGGACGGCCGCUGCGAUCUGGCCAUGCACGCAAAGACACUCUGCGACCUGCUCGACGCGAUUUUGGGCGAUUUGGGACAGCCGGCUAAGGGGGUCGAGACGGCCGCCGGCGCAUUAUGGGAAUCGCUGGGAGAAUGCAUGGCUGAGGUAAUCACCAAGGUCGACUGUGUACGGUCGAAAAGAGAAGCUGGAAAAGCCUGGAUCACCGUCAUUUCCUUUAUGGUGGACACGAUGAAGAGCGGCUACCAGAGCGAAUAUCGUAAGCAUCACGCCUCGAGGAAUUCGAUUUCGCGCCCAUCCUGCGAACGCGUCAAUCAA
This is a messenger RNA of Mesorhabditis spiculigera, 444 nucleotides long. Lineage: Eukaryota; Metazoa; Nematoda; Chromadorea; Rhabditida; Rhabditidae. The record is from the annotation of a GenBank genome assembly.